GGCUGAGCGCUGCGUGCUCGUGUGGGCCGUUCUGCACCACUUGUACUUCUACCACAUGCAGCGCGUGGGGAUGAGGCUGAGAGUAGCCGUGUGCCAUAUGAUCUACCACAAGGCCCUUCGCCUAAGUAGCUCGGCCAUGAGGAAGACCACCACAGGCCAGGUAGUCAACCUACUGUCCAACGAUGUGAACAGGUUUGACCAGGUAACGAUGUUCUUGCACUAUCUGUGGGUGGGGCCACUGCAGGCUAUCACAGUGACCGCCCUGCUCUGGAUGGAAAUAGGAAUGUCGUGUCUUGCUGGGAUGGCGGUUCUCAUUAUUCUUCUGCUUUUGCAAAGCUGCUUUGGAAAGUUGUUUUCAUCACUCCGGAGUAAGACUGCAGCUCUCACAGAUAACAGGAUCAGUACCAUGAGUGAAGUUAUAAGUGGCAUCAAAACAAUAAAAAUGAAUGCUUGGGAAAAGUCAUUUAUAGACCUUAUUUCCAGACUGAGAAGGAAGGAAAUUUCCAAGAUUCUGAAAAGUUCCUACCUUAGAGGAAUGAAUUUGGCAUCAUUUUUUGCUGUCAGCAAAAUCAUGAUUUUUGUCACCUUCAUCACCAAUGAUCUCCUUGACAACCGUAUCACAGCCAGCCAAGUGUUUGUGGUGGUGACGCUGUUCGAGGCUCUGCGGUUCUCAAACACUCUCUACUUCCCCAUGGCUGUUGAGAAGGUGUCAGAGGCCAUUGUCAGCAUCCAAAGAAUCGAGCCUGUCCUGUGCCCCUUGAUGCCUGAAGGCCUGGGCAUGGCCUUCCUCGCUGUGUUCCUAGCAAGUGUCACGUGGUGCUUGGCUCCUCGGUGGGAUUCAAACUUCCUAUUACUUGAUGAGAUACAGCUCAACCCUCAGCUGGCAUCAGAUGGAAAGGAUAGUGACAUGAACAAUUUCACUGCUUCUUGGGAUAAG
This is a messenger RNA of Capra hircus (goat), 937 nucleotides long. Its product is annotated as multidrug resistance-associated protein 4-like. Gene Ontology annotation, cellular component: plasma membrane. The transcript is spliced from 7 exons. The record is from RefSeq and is a predicted model, not a curated record. Gene Ontology annotation, biological process: transmembrane transport. Gene Ontology annotation, molecular function: ATP binding; ABC-type transporter activity. NCBI's taxonomy places the organism in Eukaryota, Metazoa, Chordata, Mammalia, Artiodactyla, Bovidae. The annotation marks the transcript as partial.